CUUCCCUCACAUGGAGGGGUCGACCGGUUGGAGGACUUGAUAUACUUAUCGCAAGUGAUUCAAGCGAUGGCUAUGAAAGUGGAGACAGAGUUCUACCGCCGGAACCGUGAGAUCGACCCCAAGACAGGGAACGGUAACACAAUGGGUGCCCUGUAUUGGCAGUUGAACGACAUAUGGCCGGGCACUACGUGGGCGUCCAUAGAAUAUGGCGGCAAAUGGAAACUAUUGCAGUCCUAUGCCAUCGACUUCUUCAGCAAUCAAUUGGUCACCGCUUACGAGGACACCAAUGAGACGCUUAAAGUAGUGUUAGUUCGCGACGACUUCGGCGAUAAACAA
Oppiella nova is the source of this 336-nucleotide messenger RNA. The record is from the annotation of a GenBank genome assembly. NCBI's taxonomy places the organism in Eukaryota, Metazoa, Arthropoda, Arachnida, Sarcoptiformes, Oppiidae.